Molecule: messenger RNA, 467 nt
Organism: Nycticebus coucang (slow loris)
Lineage: Eukaryota; Metazoa; Chordata; Mammalia; Primates; Lorisidae
Gene: S100Z
Product: S100 calcium binding protein Z
Exons: 3
Coding region: 89-388 (99 amino acids)
Cellular component (GO): cytoplasm
Molecular function (GO): calcium ion binding
Source: RefSeq, a predicted model, not a curated record
GGCAGUUCAGCUGAGUGCCAAGUCCAAAGACACCAAAACAGUUCACAGUUCAGUGCUCUGCUUCUGGAGGGGUCAGUUCUGCUCCAACAUGCCCACCCAGCUGGAGAUGGCCAUGGACACCCUGAUCAGAGUCUUUCACAGAUACUCUUGCAAGGAAGGGGACAGGUUCAAGCUCAACAAGGGGGAGCUGAAAAUGCUCCUGCAGCGAGAGCUCACAGACUUCCUUUCGUGCCAAAAGGACCCCCAGUUGGUUGACAAGAUAAUGCAGGACCUGGAUGCAAACAAGGACAACGAAGUGGAUUUUAAUGAAUUCGUGGUCAUGGUGGCGGCUCUGACAGUUGCUUGUAAUGAUUACUUUGUGGAACAAUUGAAGAAGAAAGGAAAAUAAAGAUAAGUAGCAGGCCAGUGUAAAGGCAGAAAUAUAUCCAAAGUUAUUUACUUAUUUUUCAUCUGUACCCUUCAGAUCU